This is a messenger RNA of Darwinula stevensoni, 3477 nucleotides long. NCBI's taxonomy places the organism in Eukaryota, Metazoa, Arthropoda, Ostracoda, Podocopida, Darwinulidae. The record is from the annotation of a GenBank genome assembly.
AUGUCGGCUGUCGACGUCAUGCAUGAGCGGGAAAUGCACACCUUACCAGAGGCUUCCGACCAAGCUCCCUACGGCAAACGAGGAAGUCGAAGCACGAACACGCCCCCCGGAGGGGACUCACGAGCUUCUUCCUCUUCGCAGGAGAUCCAAGGAGGCGUGAAAGGAUGUCGGGGUGCGGGGACGAGUCCGCAGCGAGACCUCACUUCCCCCCCGACCCGGGACGACCCCGAGGGAGGUCGCGGCCCGAGUCCUCCCGUCAAGCUGGAAAAAUGGAGCUCGUGUCACCAUUACGUGAACCUGAGUCCCGAGGACUACAAGACCCGCGGUGCGCCCUCGGGUCCCUUCUUACCUUAUCCCCCCAUGGCGAUGACUCCCAAGAAGGGCGUGGAGAACGUGAUCGACGAGGAGAAGUCGACGAGCGCAGAAGAGCAAGGGGAGUUGAGUGGAUCUGGAUCUGGAUCCGGAUCCGGAUCCGGAUCUUCAGACUCUGCUUCCAAUCCUCCCAGGCCCAUGAAUUCCACCUCCGUGCCCAAACAUCGACCUAGGCCGAAAGGUCGCUCCAAGGCUACCCCACACGAGCAUCUGAAUCAUGAGCUGGAAGGCGUGAGGCACGGAAUGGAGAAUUUCACGAUCCGAAGCACGACUUCGUACUCGACGACGUCGAGCAGUUCGGAGAUGGAGCAUGGGAGGACGCGGCUCUUGCGACACUCGUCCCUGGAAACCAUCAACACGAACAUCACCGCCGCUGACGAAUUCGUCUGGAUCGAUUCCCACAACAGGAUGGUGGAGCUGCAGGUGGUGCCGUGGUCGAGUCACGAGGUCCUCCGCCUCGUCCAGAACGGGAGAUUGAAGGACAGAAGCGAGCAGGUGUCCUUGGACACCAUUCCGAGACUCGCUUACCUCCUGCAAAGGGUUCUAGUCAGGUUGGCUCGGGAAAUCCAGCGCUUAUCGCGACCCCUGGGAUUCUGCUCGAAGCAAGAAGUGGCCUCCGCUUUCAGGAUCCUCAUGUCCCCGUCUCUCGCCGAUUCCUGCAUCAAGGCCUGCCUGAGGGCAUCGACCAUGUUUGCCGUGUCGGGGGAUCAGACGAAAGAGAGCAAAGGCUCCCGAGCGGGUCUUCAGAUGGCAGUGGGGCGAUUCCAUCGCUGGAUGGUGGACGUCCGACUGGGUCGGUUCAUCCACGAAUACGCAGCCGUAUACAUGGCAGCGGGUCUGGAGAACUUCCUCGAAGAGAUGGUUCUGGCCUGCCUGCCGUCGGACGGCGAGACCAUGCUCACCCCCGUCGUCCUCGAGACUGCCAUUGCCGCCAACGCUCAGUUGUGGGGUCUCCUUCAGCCGUACGCCCACCUGAACGCCGGCAGGAAUGCCUCCGGUUCUCUCACGUUGCCUCGAUGGAACAGCACGUAUUUCGCCCUCCCCGCGGAGCCGAACGAAAACAAGACGAUGGAGCAGAACCUGUUGACCACCUGUGUCGGUUCCCUAGAGGAACUGACUUCCCUGAUAACCAUCGCUAGGCAUUUCCUCUCCUCCCCUCAUGCCUGGGCCAAUUCUGCGCUCCAUACCCUCUUCUACUUCAUGAGAUGCUCCCAGUUGGAGGGCCGGAGAGAGGGGAUGUCGGUGCAGGAGUUGACAUACGAGCGACCAUACAUCGUCCUACCCCCCUUGGCCGAGUGGGUGAGGGUGUCCUCUGCGCAUGCGCAUCACCGGGGUCUCGAGGCCGUCGUCGACGGUGACGAUGUGAUGCAAGCUGCCCGGCUUCUUCUUCCGGGCGUGGAUUGCCCUCCCCGCAUCCUCGGAUGUGAGGAGAUUUCGUGUGCUCGGCACCAUUGCGAGAACACAGAAUGUGCGAGGAAGAUGAAGGUGAGCCUGGCAUUCCGGAUGCUGUGUGCAGGUCAACCGGAGCUCUUCCCCCACGCCGUCCAGCUCCUUCCAUCCACCAAGUUGAACACGGUGAACGAGUUGGGCGUGACGCCGCUGAUGGUGGCGACGAUUCAGGGAGACCUGGAAGUGAUGAAGAGACUCCUCGACGGGGGAGCCGACGUGGACGGGGAGACCCCCAGCCACCCGGCCUACUCCCACCGCCAGCACUGGACGGCCUUGACCUACGCCGCCGUAAACGGGAAGGUAUCUGCCGCUCAGCUCCUCUUGGAACGGGGUGCUCACGUCGAAGGCGGGGCACGGCCUAACGAGGACCGCUGCACCGAGACUCCUCUCCAGGGAUCCCCUCUCCUAUUCCGGUUCCGCUCAACGAGGCUGCUACAGGUACGUAUUCGCCCUACUCCCUCAGAGGAUAGUGUAGUGCAGGAGAGAUGUAAAAGGAUUGACGCGAACGUGACGGUUUCCAGUGCGAUAUCGGUGGCGGCGAGUCACGGUCAUCGGAGUGCCAUGCAUCAGAUGCUCUCCCACCCGGUCCAGGGAUACCAAGAGAUGCUGUCUCUCGAAGAGAUCCUUGCCGAGGGCAUCAAGGACCACCGACACUUCCAGGGGGUGAAGUCGGAGGAAGGAGGAGGAGGGGGUGGAGGUGGAGGAGGGAGUAGUGGCUCGUCGAAUGGAGGAACUUCGUUGAGGAUGAAGAAGGCGGAGGUGAAGGCUCUCCAGGAAGCCCUCUACCACAGUGCGGAGAACCGGAAUCUCGAGAUGUGUCUAGACCUGAGGGGGUUGGGAGUGCCGUGGACGUUGCAUUCCUGGCUCCUCGCACUCGCAGUGGCCCACGAACGCAGACUGGAUUCCUCCAUUGAUGCUCUCCUUCAGGACUUUCAUCAAGCGUGUCCCGAUGAAGACUCACCCACUUUCAUCACCGAGGGACUCCCUCUGCUCUUCAACAUCUUCCGGCUUUCCAAGAACGAAGGAACGACGUUAUUGCUGGCAGACAUAUUUUCCUCCUGCUACGGGAAGGAAGUCGUUCCAAAGAUUCGAGACGGAGGGGUCGGGUCGUCGGGUCGGCUCUCCACCUGUUCCAUCGACCCGGCUUUCGUGAACAGCCCAGAACUGAGUGAUGUCCAGUUUCGGGUCGAGGGCAGGAUCUUCUACGGGCACAAGAUCAUCUUGGUGAAUGCGUCUCCUCGGUUCAAGCAGAUGCUCAGCCCCAAGAACUCCGACCUCAGCAACUCCUCCUCGAAUUGUUCCUCUUCUUCUCCGGUCGUCCAGAUCAAUGACAUCCGAUACAACAUUUUUGAGAUGGUGAUGCAUUACCUGUACAAGGGAGGAUGGGACGGAGUGAAUAUCUCCGCGGGAUCCCACGACGUCUUGGAACUGAUGGCAGCUGCCAACUUCUUUCAACUGGAUGGACUCCUCAAGCUGUGUGAGGCUCUCUGCGCUCAAUCCCUGGAUCUUCAGAACUUGGUCUCCAUGUACAUCCAUGCCAAGGUCCGUGUCCCACCACUCCUUUUGCAUUCAGAAUCUCUUGAGGGAUGCAGCUAUUUGGGGCGUGUUAUGGAACUCAGAAUCUGGCAGAGUUCUGGUGUUGGUAAAAGACUCUAG